This is a messenger RNA of Hibiscus syriacus, 408 nucleotides long. RefSeq lists its product as uncharacterized. Gene Ontology annotation, molecular function: protein binding. NCBI's taxonomy places the organism in Eukaryota, Viridiplantae, Streptophyta, Magnoliopsida, Malvales, Malvaceae. Bases 1 to 408 code for a protein of 135 amino acids. The record is from RefSeq and is a predicted model, not a curated record. The transcript has 2 exons.
AUGAGGCAACAAAUGGUGUCUCCAUUGCAUGUGGAGCUUGAACCAGAUAACUAUGAUGUUCAUUUCAGGACAGAUCUUGUUUAUCAAAUGUGUGUUGCUGAAGAGCCUGAUAAUGCACUUUUGCUCGCAAACUAUGCUCGGUUCCUUCAUCUUGUCGUCAAAGACUAUGACAGGGCGGAAGAGUUCUACAAACGUGCAAUUGAAGCCGAUCCAGAAGAUUCUGAGGCGUUGGGACUGUUUGCUGAUUUCUUAUGGCAAGUGAGAAAUGAUCAUUGGGAAGCUGAAGAAAUAUACUCACAAGCCUUGCAAGUUGAUGAGAAGAACCCUUUUCAUGCAUCCAAAUAUGCAAACUUCUUAUGGAACACAGGUGGCGAAGGCACUUGUCUUGUUUUUGAUGCACCCGAAUAG